CCCAUGGAGGUUUUUCCCAUCUUAGAGAGUUUUGGUAACGCCAAGACCAUCCUUAACAACAACUCCAGCCGCUUUGGCAAGUACCUCCACAUCCACAUUCUCCAGCCAAUGAGGAGAGGAACUACCAUGUGUUCUAUGAGCUGCUGGCAGGUAUGAAUGACUGGGACAAGCAGGAGCUCUACCUGCAGGGAGCCGAGACCUAUUACUACCUAAACCAAGGUGGGGCCUGUGAGCUGAAGGGGAAGCAGGAUAAACGAGAUUUCCAGCUCUUAGUUCAGUGCUUUGAGACCAUUGGUCUCCAUGCUGAUCAGAUCUCUACCAUCUGGGCCAUCCUCUCCUCGAUUCUGCAGCUCGGCAACAUCUGCUUCAGCUCAUUUGAGAGCGAGUCCUUUGAGGUAGCUCGUAUCUUCAGUGAAGCUGAGGCCAGGAGGGUUGGCUCUAUGCUGCAAAUUUCCUCCGAAGCCUUGCAGACUGUCAUCACACACAGAGUAACAGAGACCACCUAUGACAGGAUCUACUGCCCCCUGUCUGUGGAAAGUGCCACAGAAUCGAGGGAUGCCAUUGCCAAAGCCUUGUACUCAGUGCUGUUUGACUGGUUGUUGGAGCAGAUCAAUGACUGGCUGAGUCCCUCAGAGAUGGAUAGCACUGUGGGCGUAGUCGACAUCUAUGGGUUUGAGGACCUGGGAGUGAACAGCUUUGAGCAGCUGUGUAUAAACUUUGCCAAUGAGCAGCUGCAGCAUUUUGUCAACAACGCAGUGAUCUCUCAGGAGCAGGAGGAGUACAGUGUAGAACACAUUCAGUGGUAUCCACUGCCGCUCAAGAACUUCCACUGCUGUCUGGAGCUGAUCUCCUCGAGGCCACAUGGCAUCCUCCGCAUACUGGAUGACCAGACCUGCCUCCCACAGGCCACUGACCACACCUUCCUCCAGAAGUGCCACUACCACCAUGGACACAGCCCAUACUAUGCCAAGCCCAAGAAUCCACUGCCAGUCUUCACUAUUUAUCACUAUGCUGGAGCUGUCACCUAUCAGGUCCAUAAUUUCUUGAAUAAGAACCACGACCAAUUCAGGACAGAGGUGGUGGAGCUUUUUGCCAGGAGUCAAAUUAAGAUGGUGUCAGAGCUGUUCCAGAAGGUUCAGGACAAUUACAUCCAGCAGAGGGAGCUGGGUUGGAGGGGGAAAGGCCUCCGCCAGCAGCCUUCUACUGCUGCUUCACACUUCCUGCAAUCCCUGACUGAACUCACCACCCGUCUGGAGAGAUGCAAAACCACCUUCAUCCGUUGUCUGAAGCCAAACUAUGUGAAGCUGCCUGCCAUCUUUGAUGUAGACUACGUGUCGGCCCAGCUGAGGCAUGCAGGGAUGCUGGAGACCAUCCACAUCCGGAAAGUGGGUUUCCCCGUACGGAUUCAGUACUCCUACUUCAUUGAGAGGUAUGGGGUUCUGCUGACCCAGCGGUCGAGUGAGGCAUCAGACAGAGAGCUGACGGUGGCUGUUCUGGACGUUGUUGGCUCUGAGGAGGGACAGUACCAGCUUGGACUCACCAAGGUGUUCCUCAAAGAGCCUCUGUUCCAGCAGCUGGAGGAGAAAUGGAUCAGCACUCAGACCUGGGCGGCCAUCACAAUCCAGAGGAACAUAAGGGGCUUCCUCUGCAGGAAGAACUUUAAGUUCUUUAAACAGAAAGCCAUCGUCAUUCAGAGCCACAUCCGAGGACACCAGGCCAGGAAGUACUACAAGCGUCUGAAGCAGUCCUUCACUCAGUUCUGGGCGGUGAUGUUGAUAACCAGGAACACCAUCAAGAGACGCCAUUGGAGGAAGGAAUUUCAAGAGAAGAACAAAGCAAAAACAGUGACAAAGGCGAAACCAGUGUCCUCAGGGAUGGAUGUGGGGCUGCUGGAGAUCCCUGCUGAGUUGUCUGCUAGGCUUCGCAGUGCAGCAGGGCAGCAGCAUGCAUCAGGGAUCAUAGAAGUUGCUCCUCCCCAAGUGAAGGCAGAACACAAGCUUUCUCUGCCUCAGGAUGUAGACAGAUUCCCGUUCUCUCGCUAUGCCAACUCCAUGUUAAGGGAUACAUGGUGCCAGCCUAAGGGAUACCCCCUCCAGAGACCCCUCACCCCUCUGGAGCCUGAUGAUACCAGAACUGCCUUGGAGAUUGACAAACUGAUCUUGCGGUUUAUAGGUGAGUCAGAUCUUAGCGGCUGGCAGGAGCAGAUGUUGGGGAACUACAUAGUGGAGAAGGGCCAGAGCCGACCAGCCUUGAGGGAUGAGAUCCUGGUUCAGUUGGCUUACCAUACAUGGGGUCUGCAGGAGCAGGACAGCUUGAGGGGCUGGCUGCUGCUGGCCUGCUGCCUUAGUGCCUUCACACCCUCACCAACACUGGACAAACCCCUGCUGAAGUAUGUGUCUGACCACGGCCCAGGAGCGUAUCGUUCACUGUGCCAACACAAACUGCUAACAUCUCUGGAGCUCCCAGCUCCCACUGCCCGUGUCUACCCACCCACCCAGCUGGAGUGGACCUCCAACCAGAGGAAGGGAACCAUGCUGCUGGACAUACACACCUUCAAUGAUGAGAAACUGACAACUGAAGUGGAGUCAUGGACCACAGGAGAGCAGCUGGCUUCAUGGCUUCUUCAUGGCAGAGGUGUACCAGAGGCGGUGCAGGGCUGGUCUGUGUCUCUUGUGACUGACGAGGGCUGGUCAGACUUAGCUGGCUCGGACUUUGUUAUGGAUCUGCUGGCUGGAGCUGAAACUGAAGUGCUGCCACCACCAGGGACUCCCUCCUCUACGAUCUCAGACUAUCUGUUCAGCAACCAGGGAGAUGGAAUGCCGGUUACAGAUCUUGAUGACUUCAUCCCUCCAGCACCUCCCACACAAGCUCCUGGCCGGCCUUCUUUUGAAUCAAACUCCUGGCGAAGAGAUUAUCCACAGGAGGGGCGUGGUCGACAGAUGGAUGCCUAUGUUGAUGAUUUAUUUGACCCUGUACUGGACCAAGGACCUCCGGAUAUGGAAAGAGUAGCCAUGCUGAAUCGCAGGAUGAGAGGAGGAGGAGGGAUUGGACCCAUGUAUGGAUCUGGUAUGCCGAUGUCCAUGCCUGUCUAUCCUAUGGGAGUCAACCCAGCGAUGCCCAGCUAUGGUGGAGCUCCCAUGAUGCCAGCCAUGCAAACCAUGCCAACCAUGCCAGCCAUGAUGAUGCCUCAGGCUCCUGUCGCUGCACCACCUGUCCCUGACCCCAUGCAGGCGGCAGCAACGCAGCAGGCUUUCAUCAACCAGCAAGCCGCUCUCAUGGCCCAGCAGAUGACCCUGCAGGCGUUGACUCUGUCUCAGCAGCAGACACAGGAGCAGCAGAGAAAGAAUAAGAAGCGUCAGUCUGUGCGGCACUCCAGGGAACGCUCACGCUCGCCUUCCUCUGCAUCACCCUCACCCCCACCUGCCCCACCCAAAGCACCCACCCCACCCAAAGCACCCGCCCAGCCUAAAGCACCCGCCCAGCCUAAAGCACCCGCCCAGCCUAAAGCACCCACACUUCAACGUACGCCUGAGCCAGAGCCAGUAAGUGAUGAGGAUUUAGAUCCAGAUGACCUGCAGUCAUUCAGAGAAAAGAGGGACUACUUCCAGAAGAUUGGCAUUCAUGAACAGCGUAAAGUCAAAACCCCAAAGCCACGGCCAGCGCCCCCCAGCCCACCCAAGGAGCAACAUAACUCACCUCCUCCAUCUCCCCCACCUGUGGCACCCAAGCCAAAAGUGAAGGCCCCAAAAGAAAAACGUACCCCAUCUCCUCCCUCUGAGCCUCGGCCUGAGCCUGAGCCUGAGCCUCACCCUCAGCCCACCUCCAACAUUCGAGACAUCAUCAAACGGUACAACAGCCGACCCCAACCGGAGCCCAAACCCUUCGAGUCUGCCAGACCUCCUGCAAGAAUCUUUAAGAAGAAGAUGGACCCCAAAGAGGAAGCUCUGGCCAAACUGAAAAACAAAUCACCAGUGCCACAACAGAAGAAGCAGUGGGUGCCUCCGCCUCCACCCCCGCUCCAAAUGAAGAAGGAGCAGCCUCGUCCAAGGUCCCCUCCCGACUCUCCUCCCACCAGGGCUCGCGUAGUCUCCAACAGCAUGAAGCAGAGGCAGCGCUCCCUGGCGGACCUGUUUGGCUCACAGCGCUCCAGAAGCCCUCCCUCAACUCCGCCUGACUCCCCGCCACCUCUAGACCCAGCACCUGUACCUGAGGACAUCCCCGAGCCGCCACCCAUGGUUGCACCAUCUCUCAAUGCAAUGCCAGAUGAGGACGGUGUUCGAUCGAAGCUCCACCGCUUCUCUGCUGGGGUUUACUUCUCUUACUCCAACAUGCCGGGAAAACUGUUCCUGCGAAAAGAAGUGUUCUACCCCAGAGAGAUGUUCAACCGGCCAUACGUCCUCAAUCUGUUGUGUGAACAGAUCAUGAGGGAUUCCUAUUCUGAUAGCUGUGUAAGGCUCAGCAGAGAAGAGAGGAGGAAGAUGAAGGAUCUGCUUGCAAAUUUCAACGUUGGAACGUCAAUAAGCACCAUCCAGGAUGACAACAUGAAGAAGAGGAUUGUCAUUGCCGCUCGAGACAACUGGGAAAACUAUUUCGCUCGACUGUUUCCUGUGAAGUCGGACAGUUGGGAUGCCCAGGUUUUCGGUGUUUCUCAUCGUGGAAUCCGUUUCCUGAAGGUGGUGGGAGCAUCAGGCAUCAACCCCAAACAUCUCCGACUGCUUUCGAGCUACAGCUUUGCAGAUGUGCUGUCAGUUGACCUCCAAGGUGCCGACAGAGUGGAACUAGAACUAAAAAAUGAAAAUGUGGUGCUGCAGUCCACCCGAGCUCCUCAGAUCACUGCCAUGAUCAGAUUAUUCCUCCGGGAGCUCAUCAAGGACUCAGGCCAUGUGGUGGCUCUGAAGAGCUUUGUAACGGAUGACAAGAGUCUGCUUAACCUCAACAAGGGUGACGUCAUCAAACUGCUGCCAAUGGAAGGACUCCAAAACGGCUGGUGUUUUGGCACCUUGGGAGGGCGCUCUGGUCUUUUCCCAGAGAACCUUACUCAGCCAUCUGCAGCUCCAGACUAUCAUUACCUACAUCUAGACCGAAGAGAUGACCGGAGGAAAAGCAUGAAGAUCGUUAGACCUGUCGGCUCCCCUGAGAGCCGGUCUCCAGGUCCCAUGAGCAGACCACUGAGGAGACCGUGGAGAGAGGAGUCAGAGCAGCUCAGCAGAGAGGCCUCAGUCCCCAUGCCAGCAAUGGAACAUAGAUCAGGACAGAGCUCGUUGCAGGGCUCUGUCCACGAGUUGGAGAUGCUUACUGCAAUGGCUGAAUUUGCAUCAAAGUACUUUCGAGUGGGGUCUACAGGUCUGCCAGCAAGUGGAAGAAAUUUUACAGAGGCAGUUCAGCACACAAAGAUCCCCAUUCAGGAGAGCCUCAUUCUUUACAAUGAUGAAGAAAUCAAAGAUCUGUCUAUCCAGUGCUUCAUGGACUUGUUGCAGUUCAUGGAAGACAUGCCAAUGAAGAAGAAUAGCACCAGAUUAGACUGCCUGGGACGUAUCCUGCUGCGAGGCAAGGAAAAUGAAAUGCUGAGAGAUGAAAUCUACUGCCAGGUCAUCAAGCAAACCACCAACAACCCAACAAGAACCAGCUGUAUGCUCGGCCGGCGGCUGCUCAGCCUGAUGACUGGUGUCUUCCCUUGCUCCAGUACUGUGCAAAUUUCCCUGCUCUUACCUGCUGUGCCUUUAAGAGACAGCGUCAUUGCGUCACGUUCAUCUCCCCAUGACAUGCGCACUGCUCAGUAGGUAUUCAGUACGCAGAGGGAGCCACAACCGUGAGACGCAUCUCGUGGACCUUUGUGUGUUUGUGCUUAUUUGUGUGUAAAUGCCUAUGUAAGUAUUCCAAAUGCUUGUUAUCUAUGUGUUAUAAGUAAAUCCACCUUACAGAGAGUGAUUUCGCUGUGCCAAAGCGCAUUUAUGUUCUCUACUAAAGUUAAUUGAUUUGCCUCGCUCUGUCCGCCAUUGAACACGAGGGCCGCAGUUAUGAAACCUCUGUCGUCAGUUGGCGGCCCUCUGGCGCGCCCUUGUGGACACUAAGCGCAAUUGCAGCCAUGUUUAUUGCUAUUAACCUAUGCCUGUAUAACUGUGUGUUCAUAAUGAUAGGCCUGUUAUAUGACCGUGUAUUCGUCAUUAUCAUUGCACACUUAUACCUGAUGUGCUCAUUGGUGUGUAACACAUUUAUUCAUUGUUCUUUAUAGGAAACCGUAUACAGAUACAUAAACAUACACCCACGCAUAUACACUCAUACUCACUUAUCUUCCACUCACUGUCAUACCUGGAUGUAUAUAGCUUCCUAUUUGGAUACAAUAAAGAGGAUUUCUUC
Molecule: messenger RNA, 6357 nt
Organism: Acanthochromis polyacanthus (spiny chromis)
Lineage: Eukaryota; Metazoa; Chordata; Actinopteri; Pomacentridae
Product: unconventional myosin-XVB-like
Exons: 49
Coding region: 153-5780 (1875 amino acids)
Cellular component (GO): cytoskeleton; myosin complex
Molecular function (GO): cytoskeletal motor activity; protein binding; ATP binding
Source: RefSeq, a predicted model, not a curated record